AUGACAGGGCAGCAGCAGCAGCAGCAGCAACAGCAGCAGCAGCAGCAGCAGCAGCAGCACCGGAGGCAGCAGCACCAGCAGGGGGCCCCCAGGCAGCAGGGGCCCUCUGGGGGCCCCCCUCCUGUACCCUCUCAAGGGCCCUUCUUACCUCAGAACUCUCUACUCCAAACAAUCUCUGGUGAAGCUGCUGCUGCAGAGACGCAGCAACUUCCACCACAGGCUGCAGCAGCAAGCUCAGCAGCAGCAAGUCCCGCAGGGCCCCCCUCCCUGGGGCCCCCGGGGGGCCCCCUGGGGGCCCCUCAUUUAUCCUCAGGGCCUCUCUUGCUACCUACUGACUGGGGGCCUCUUCAAGGACAACCACAUACAGCCCAAAUGCAAUCAGGAGGGCCUCCAGACGACCUGCAGCAGCAGCAGCAGCAACAACAACAGCAACAGCAGCAGCAGCAGCAGCACCCUGCAGCGCCGCACGCAUCAAGCCAUAAGGAUUUCCCUCACUGUCAGCAGAUUCAGGCCCCACAGCGCAUGCAGCCGGAGACAGAGCUAUCAACGUUCGAACAGCAGCAGCAGCAGCAGCAGCAGCAGAAGCAGCAGCAGAAGCGGCAGCAGUUCGGCGGUAAACACCAGAUGCAGCAGCAGAUGCAGCUGCACGUUCCUGCUGGAUGCCCUCAGGGGGCCCCUAAGCAGCCCCAAAGAAUGGAGGCGGGGGCCCCCGGGGGGCCCCCAGGAGCUGCUGCAGCUGCUGCGGGUCCGGUGGUAGUGCAGAGGCACAGGGCAUCUACAGAGCAGGCUGCUGCUACUGCUGCUGUCGUUGCUGCUGCUGCUGCUGCAGAUGCUGCAGCAGCAGAAGGGAGGGGCCCCCAUGACCUCGAGAGGCCCCCAGCAACUGAAGCACCUGAACGCAAGAGAAAGGGUACAGCCAAGGGCCCCUUGUCUUCCCGCCGUAAGGCUGCUGCAGUUUGUCCUCAGCAGAAGCAGCAGCAGCAGCAGCAAAAUCAGCAGCAGCUGCUGUGGCAGCAUCCAGAUAUAGGUUUGUUGCAGCAGCAGCAACAGCAGCAGCAGCAGCAGCAGCAGCAUGCUAUGCACUCUCCACCGGUUAGUGGAGUUGGGGGCACGUCGGCAGCAGCGGCGCAGCAGCAGCAGCAGCAGCACCUGCUGCAAAUUCUGCAGCAGCUUCUGCAGCAACAGCAGCAGCAGCAAUUGCAUCAACAGACUCAGUGGCAGCGACCGCUGCAGCAGCAGCAGCAACAGCAGCCGCACCCGCUGCUGCUGCCCUCACGGGCAGCACAAGAGCAGCAACUCGGGGGGCAUUUGCUGCAUCUGCAGCAGGGGUCCUGCUGCAGCGCUUCUGAUGCAGCAGCAGCACCGCAGCAACGGCUGCAGCAGCUGCUGCAGCUGCACGAGGCUGCCGUGCAGCUGCAGCAGAAGGAGUUGGGUCUCUCAAUGCGCGAGCUGGAGACUCUUUACCUUCCCCUUCUCUGGAACAAAGACAGCAGCAGCAGCAGCAACAGCAGCAACAGCAGCAGCAGCAGCAGCAGCAAGUGGAGCGCCCCUUUUAGAAAGUUUAGCUCUUAUAAAAUAAAAAAGGGGGGGGCCUUUGAAGCAUUAGGCGAAGGCUGUUGGAUGCUGUGGCCGGGGGAGAGACAAGACGCCAGCAGCUUGAGGCUGCAGCAGCAGCUGCAGCUGCUGCUUGCAUGCACCUAUGGAGAGAAGAAGCAGCUGCUGCUGCUGCAGCAAAUCUGGAGCACAGGCACAGAUGCUGCAGGGGCUGCUGCUGCUGCUGCAGUGCAGCACCAGCACCAGCACCAGCAGCAACUUCCAGAAGCAAUGAGUGCAACAAAAGCUGUAAUGCUGCUGCCUCCUCCUUGCUGCUUCUCUUGGGCUGCUAAGAAGAAAGGCAUUUCUUUUGUGUGGAGACGGAUAGCGAGCGAGGAGCAGCAGCAACUGCAGCAGCAGCAGCUGCUGCUGCACCAGCAACAGCAGCAGCAACAGCAGCAGCAACAGCUCCUGCUGCAGCAACAAGGAAUCCGCCAACCCUCACGCCCUGCCCCUGCUGCGGCUUUCCUAGACCCUCUAUAA
Messenger RNA from Eimeria acervulina, 2076 nucleotides. RefSeq lists its product as hypothetical. The transcript has a single exon. Bases 1 to 2076 code for a protein of 691 amino acids. Lineage: Eukaryota; Apicomplexa; Conoidasida; Eucoccidiorida; Eimeriidae. The record is from RefSeq and is a predicted model, not a curated record.